Molecule: messenger RNA, 1480 nt
Organism: Clarias gariepinus (North African catfish)
Lineage: Eukaryota; Metazoa; Chordata; Actinopteri; Siluriformes; Clariidae
Gene: aldob
Product: aldolase b, fructose-bisphosphate
Exons: 9
Coding region: 149-1243 (364 amino acids)
Biological process (GO): fructose 1,6-bisphosphate metabolic process; glycolytic process
Cellular component (GO): cytosol
Molecular function (GO): fructose-bisphosphate aldolase activity; fructose-1-phosphate aldolase activity
Source: RefSeq, a predicted model, not a curated record
ACUCCCACACACGCAGGAUCUGCCUCCAUGUUCAACCGAAAUAAAUAGUGCUGCUGUGAUCACUGGCUCCCUGCAGACUUUCUUACAGCCCAAGCAAGGGAUCAAGUGCCUGUUUCAUCCUCGGCGGUACAUCAAUACAACAACCAAGAUGACCCACCAGUUUCCAUCCCUCUCUCCAGAGCAGAAGAAGGAGCUGGCCACUAUCGCCCAGCGUAUCGUGGCUCCUGGAAAGGGUAUCCUGGCUGCAGAUGAGUCCACAGGCACCAUGGCAAAGCGUCUGCAGAAGAUCAACGUGGAGAACACAGAAGAGAACCGCCGCUUCUUCCGAGACCUCCUGUUCUCGGUUGAUUCCUCUAUUUCUCAAAGCAUUGGAGGAGUCAUCCUCUUCCACGAGACGCUGUAUCAGAAAUCAGACAAGGGCGUCCCUUUCCCAAAGCUCAUCAAGGAGAAGGGAAUUGUGGCUGGCAUUAAGGUUGACAAAGGCACAGCAGGGCUGAACGGAACAGAUGGCGAGACGACCACACAGGGGUUGGAUGGCUUGGGUGAGCGCUGCGCUCAGUACAAGAAGGACGGGUGUGACUUCGCUAAGUGGCGCUGUGUGCUCAAGAUCUCGGACGGCUGCCCUUCUCCUCUUGCCAUUGCUGAAAACGCCAACGUAUUAGCCAGAUACGCCAGCAUCUGCCAACAGAAUGGCUUGGUGCCCAUUGUUGAGCCUGAGAUUCUCCCUGACGGCAAUCACGACCUCCAGCGCUGCCAGUACGCCACAGAGAAGGUCCUCGCUGCUGUCUACAAGGCCCUGUCUGACCACCACGUGUAUCUGGAGGGUACUCUGCUCAAACCUAACAUGGUCACAGCCGGGCAGUCUUGCACCAAGAAGUACACCCCGCAGGAGGUCGCCAUGGCGACCGUUAGCGCCCUCAGACGCACUGUCCCAGCUGCAGUUCCAGGCAUCUGCUUCCUGUCAGGAGGUCAGAGCGAAGAGGAAGCUUCACUCAAUCUCAACGCCAUCAACCAGACUCCACUGCAUAAGCCAUGGAAGCUGACGUUCUCCUACGGACGUGCUCUCCAGGCAUCAGCUCUCGCAGCGUGGAAGGGGAAAACGGAGAACAGGAAAGCCGCCCAGGACGCAUUCACCACCCGUGCCAAGAUUAACGGUCUGGCAUCUAAAGGCGAGUACAAACCGUCAGGCCAGGCUGACCAGGCUGCCACACAGUCCCUCUUCACUGCCAGCUAUGUCUACUAGACCAAACAUGCCAAUGUUAAUGCCAAGAUUUCUUGGACACACCAAAACUGUGAAUACACAAUGACCAAAAACUGCUCAAGAUAGCAUUUUCAUGUUAACUCAAUUUAUUAACAUGUAUAUUCUGCAUACACAGAAUCUUAAUCUGGAAGCUCAUGACCAAAUCACCAAAUACUUUUAUAGUUUAUAAAGAAGAUAAGGAUCUUUUCACGUUCAAUAAAUAAAAAAUAUAUGGACUAA